GCGCGGACACUUCCGAUGCUGAGAGCUGCGGCCCCGGAACGGCCGGCCAGGAUCCAUGCCCCGGGAGGCCCCAGGACGUGCGGACGGCUGUCGGGCCACUUCCGGCGGGCUGGCAUUGAUGAAACAGGUGCCUAUUUAAUAGACAGAGACCCAACCUACUUUGGGCCAGUGCUGAACUAUCUCAGACAUGGAAAACUCGUUAUUAACAAGGACCUAGCAGAGGAAGGUGUUCUGGAAGAAGCUGAAUUCUACAACAUCACAUCACUAAUAAAAUUGGUGAAGGACAAAAUAAGAGAGAGAGACAGCAGAAUCUCACAGGUGCCGGUCAAACAUGUAUACAGGGUGCUGCAGUGUCAGGAGGAGGAGCUCACCCAAAUGGUCUCCACUAUGUCUGAUGGCUGGAAAUUUGAACAGUUGGUCAGUAUUGGUUCUUCCUAUAACUAUGGAAAUGAAGAUCAGGCUGAAUUUCUAUGUGUUGUCUCGAAAGAGCUGCAUAAUACCCCCUAUGGUACAACUAGCGAGCCCAGUGAAAAAGCAAAGAUUUUGCAAGAGCGAGGUUCCAGGAUGUGAAGACUAUAUUGACUACUGAAGAAUAUUUCUUUUAUUCCAAGAUGCAAUGAAUUGUCGUAUUGAAGAGGCUUGGCUAUGAGAGCAAGAAAUCUGCUUUAGAUAAUUUUCUAUUGAUCUGGGUUGAACCAUUUUUGCCUAUAAGCUGGUAUAGACUGAAUUUGCUGGCUGAAAACAUUGCAAGAUUAUUGAAUGGGAAUAGAUGAUGAGAGAGAGUGUUAAGUUUAGUUCCAGUGCAUGGUUGUACUCUCUCGUGGGCUGAAUUACAUUGGUCACAUAGAAAGAAACAAUCAUGCACUCCUAUUUUCCUCUAAAACAUGUAGCACUCACACCUGGUGCUGGAUGACCCAAUGUUGAUUAGUUUGAAAUGAUUUUGGUAUUAAUAAUUGUAAACAGUUAAAGGACACUGUACUUGGUGCUACAUAUCUAUUACAGCCCAUAAAUGCAAAUAUUUGGGCCUACAUAGUUGGUUUUGGAAUCAAUGGCAGCCCCAGCUUACUAUCUUAUACUGAACAUUCCUUAUGGCUCUGACACAUUUUCUGUUGGGUAAGAAAGGUAGGAGAUAACGUGAAAUGACCUUGUAAAAAGUCUUCCCACCCCCGCCCCUGAGAAAAGUUUCCCAUAAAUAAUGGGAGUAACAAUACUGACUGAGCUGAUGGCUUAUAUCAAUAGUCAAGGAGAAGAAUAAACUUGGAGAAAAUCUUUUUUUUUUUUUUUUCUGUCAAAAUAACUUCCUCCUUCAAAAGUUAGAUUCUAGUCUUAGCCAAAUGUUUGAAAGGAAAAUCAGAAUUUCUUAAAUUAAUGUCACAGCUGAACCUCUUGUGUCUUUUGAAAUGUUUGUUACUAACCAAGUGUUUAGCUGUACAUUUUAGAAAUGCCUACAAGUGUCAAGAAAUGCCCAAUUUAAAAAUAUGAAUUAAUUACUUUGAAUAAUUCAGGAUGUUUACAGUUCCUCUCUCUACAUUGUUUCAACUAUGCAGUUCUUUGUGAUGUUUCUAAGAAUGCUGCCUGAAAACAUUUUCACACAGCUGCAUUAGGACAGGCCUGUGGUAAAUGUUAGCACACAAGACUGGAGCUAUUUAGUGCAUUGUGUUUUAAACAAAACUAGAAGCACGACUCUUUUUUUUUUUUUAACAGAUUUAACGCAAUUGUGUAGAACUCUCAAUUUUUGCAGCUUUGUGGAGCAGCGGUUGAGAGUUUAAAGAAAAUUGUCAAAAAUGGUCUGGAAUUCUAAAAGCAUUUUAAACUUUCAUUCAGUAAUUUCAGAAUUUUUGCACAUGCCGUAUCUUCUACCAGUGAAAUGUGUAAUCUGCCACAUGAAAACCAGUUUCUCAAGCAUCUUGGAUCUACCUGUGUUUUAUAUCACUUAUUGGACAUUGAUAGGUGGGUGUAAACAAUUUGUAAAACCAUUUCAACAAAGCAGGUUAUGCAGUGGGCUAAAUGUUUUGCCCAUGCAUCUAAUGCUUGAAAGGGUUUGUAAUGCAUUUUGCUACUUGGAUGCGGUCUGCACAGAAAACUUCUGGCCUCUUCACAAGACCAAGUUAAUAUGUUUGUCUUUUUUUAAGAUGUUAGGACCUAACUGAAUUUACUAAAAUGUAACUAUUCUAUAGGGGGAAAUGUUUAUACUUUUAUACUUUUUUUUAGGCAUGCAUAUUUUAUCAUCCCAAAGUUAAUGCCUAAUUUUCCCCUAAAUAGUAACAGAUAAUCUUGUGUAUCUAAAGAUAAGCAUAGCUGUUGUUUGUCUUAAUGCAUAUUAAAGCAUUUCCUUUGCU
Molecule: messenger RNA, 2339 nt
Organism: Pelodiscus sinensis (Chinese soft-shelled turtle)
Lineage: Eukaryota; Metazoa; Chordata; Testudines; Trionychidae
Source: RefSeq, a predicted model, not a curated record